AUAAUUGCAUAUUAUCAUCAUAAUCCAUAUUUCCACGACCAUGUUGACAGUCUCCUGAAAUGUUUUUUGUUUCUCGUGGCAGAUUGGUGUUACCAGGACGCAUCAUGCGGUCCUGCGACAUGGCCCGUGUCGCUAGCCGUGGAGUUCUGCAAUGGGAGCAGGCAGUCCCCCAUUAACAUCAAUUCCAGCAAGGCCGUAGAAGACGCCGAACUGGUUGACUUCUCCUUCACCGAUUAUGACAACAAAUUGGGGUUGACCAAGAUCAAGAACACUGGAAAAACCGUCAAGGUGACGCUGGCGAACGGUACGGUGUCCGGAGGGGGUCUGCCCAACAGCACCUACCAGAGCCUGCAGUUCCAUCUCCACUGGGGCAACGGCUCGACACAGCCAGGCUCGGAGCACACGGUCAACGGGAAGCGUUACCCCAUGGAGAUGCACAUUGUGAACGUUAAGGCGAUCUACGACGGGAACACCACAAUCGCUGUUGCGGACAACGAAUCCAUUGCAGCGUUGGGGUUCUUCUUCGAGGAGCUGGACGGCCCCGCUACAAGGGCCUCUACCUACUGGGACACACUGGCGUCGUACCUGCCCAACAUCACAAACGGCGGUGAUUAUGCCAACUUCACCGACAAGAUAUCCCUGGAUGACCUCUUGGAGGGAGUGGACCGUACCAAGUACUACCGCUACCUGGGCUCCCUCACCACGCCGAGCUGCAACGAAGUAGUGAUCUGGACCGUCUUCAAAGAAUCCAUCAAAGUCAGCAAAGAGGCGAUCGACCUCUUCAGCAGCACGGUGCGAGUGGCCAAUGGGACGUCUGCGCUGUUGCUCAACACCUACAGACCCAUCCAGCCCGACCAGGUGAUCAGGACCAACGCCAGGCCAAUCACCACCACCACCGCCGCCGCCAGCAGCAGCUCCUCCGUCACGCUGGCCUCCGCCCAAAUGGCCAUCGCAGCGCUCUGGGCCUUUAAGGGAGUGUAGCUCAUAGCUAAGCUAAAGGGCCGGGACUGCAGUGGGAUCACCUCCCAGACUGUCCCGGUCCGGUCACACAAUUGAGAAAAGAGAUUUAAUGGAGGAAGAAAAGUUUUGAUGACGAACGGGGGAGACCGUUCAAAGAAACUUAAUUCUGUGCAGAACCCUGAAGCCAAAGAAUGUAGAUAGUUGGAUUCGGUUCUUGCAUGAUGGUGGCUGCUUAUGGAUCAUUUUUACUAUUAAUCAGCUAAAUGACCUAAUCUUAAUAAUUAAUUAUUAACUCACUUUGUAUGUUAAACCAUAACUAUUUGCUAAUGAAUAAUGAAGGAAUAAAUGAAGGAUGUUAUCAUGUCUUUUUCUUUGGCCACAGGAACAUUUCUUGAGGGGUUGUUCUACGGUUACGAUACAUUUACCCCUCCCUGUAAGUCGCUUUUAUCCAAAGCUACUUACAGUAAGUACAUUUGUCAGAAGAAAAGGAAACUUAUCGCUGUCGGUACAGUUAUGCAACAUGAUAGCUAGGGUAAGACGCUACACAAUGCAAAAAGUAAAACACUUUAUUAUACCUACGUUUAUUGAAUUGAGUAUCUUUGUUUUGAAAAAGUAAAGAAACUAAACAAUAAAAUGAACCAAGUGGACAGCUACAAAUAAGUAAUAUUUACAAAAAAUCCACUUAUUUCUCACACCUUGUCCCUAAAUGAUUGAUCCAUAAUGUGUAUCAGCUUCCUAAUUAUUGACUUAAAAUGCAAAAGUUAGAAUUGUCAUUCUAACUACCUGAGAAGCAGGAACGUGUCAUUCAUAGCCGGUCGUCUCAUCAUUUAACAAAUGGGCCACCCCUGUAUAUUGAACAUUUAUGCUUAAAAAUAUUGCAUAUUGCACAAUUAUUUCAUUGUCUUUUGUGAAAAGCUGUCUCCAUGAACGCCGAGGUAGACAGUACUUUCAAAACCGACUUUCUCCUGAUGUCCAGACCAUUAGGUAGAAAUCCUUGCCGAAGGCAAACUAAACACGGUUCCAAUUCAUAAACCAAGUUAAGCCAGUGAGGUCAAGGUACCGAGUGUGUUUGUG
Messenger RNA from Gadus chalcogrammus (walleye pollock), 2034 nucleotides. RefSeq names its product carbonic anhydrase XVb (gene ca15b). Gene Ontology annotation, cellular component: plasma membrane. The record is from RefSeq and is a predicted model, not a curated record. The annotation marks the transcript as partial. Gene Ontology annotation, molecular function: carbonate dehydratase activity; zinc ion binding. NCBI's taxonomy places the organism in Eukaryota, Metazoa, Chordata, Actinopteri, Gadiformes, Gadidae. The transcript has 7 exons.